GUUAGAUUUAGGUUGCAAUUGUUUGGAAGACUAAAUCUAUUGYAUAUUGUCAUCGUAAUCCUUUGUAUUGUCAAAAUCGUCUAUCUUCAUAACUCUUAUUCAAAUGUUAUAACUCCUUUGAGAAUUCCAAGACAAUAGUUAAGCUUAGCAUAAGAAAAAAGCAACCGGAGGGGAUUCUGGCAGUGAAGAUAUAAAAAGUAAUCAGUCAGAGAAAUCAGCUGUUUUGAGGCAAGAUUUCCGUUCGUUGCAUCAAAACAAGCAAACAAUUCCAUCACAACCUUAGUCAAUUUUUACAGUCUCGAGAGUAUGAAGCAAAUUUUGGUCUUCCCGAUUCUUUUGGUGUAUGCUAUCGUAGUUGAGAUAAGUGCUGAAGAAGUUACGGUAAUGUGUYACAUGGAACCAAACAGAGUACCACCGAGUAACGUCAAGUCCACAGUGACAGGAACCGUCAAGCUUUCGCAGCAGUCUUCUUCAGCUCAAACCAAAUUCACUGUAAAAUUAAAUGGCUUGCCACCUUACAGUGUGCAUGGAUUCCAUGUGCACAACUAUGGGGACAUCAYCUCAAACGGUUGUCAGAGUUGUGGUUCUCACUACAAUCCUUUUAAUGCUACACACGGCGGACCUCGCGAUCGAAUACGACACGUUGGUGACCUUGGCAACUUGAUGUCUGACGACAAUGGCAGAAUUGAGGCAGAGUUCACCGACUCUUUGGUGUCUCUUCAAGGAAAUUAUUCUGUAAUUGGUCGCUCCAUCGUGUUACACGCCAAGAGAGAUGACUUAGGAAGAGGUAAAGGAGCAGCAAGAAAAGAGAGCUUAAAGACUGGUAAUGCUGGAGCACGUCUUGGAUGUUGCGCAAUUGUCUACGCAGCGCCGCCAGCUCCCUCAAACUAGUCCAAUGAAGAAACACAGGUUGCAAUUACCCRCUGUACGAUCUACGCUCUACGCUCUACGACAUAGGCAUGGAAAUAAAUAUAAUUGCUAACCCAUGUGAUGAAUAAAUGUAUCAGUUAGAAUAGCUACAUCAAUCGUGUCCCUUCCCACUAGGCUAGGGAGGGAUUUAAGAAAUAAAUCUGUCUUCCAUACUUGAAGAAUUCUAAUAUUUGUACUAAUGGAUUUUAGCCAUUGUGAAAGCGUUGAAUUGUGUUACUUUGUAAACCAGUUAAACAAGAAAUAUAACCAUAGUAAAUAAAACAAAAACAACAAA
Actinia tenebrosa (Australian red waratah sea anemone) is the source of this 1204-nucleotide messenger RNA. RefSeq names its product superoxide dismutase [Cu-Zn]. Gene Ontology annotation, molecular function: copper ion binding. The record is from RefSeq and is a predicted model, not a curated record. Lineage: Eukaryota; Metazoa; Cnidaria; Anthozoa; Actiniaria; Actiniidae. Gene Ontology annotation, biological process: superoxide metabolic process.